AUGAUACAAAACGCAAAUUGUUGUGGUGUGAGUCGAAUCGAAGAAACCGUUCCUGAAGACAGGAUUAGUGCAUUGCCCGAAGAUUUGCUCGUAAUGAUCUUGGAUCUUGUUCCGACAAAAGACGCAGUGGCCACCAUGUUUCUUUCCAAACGAUGGUUCUCUGUUUGGACGAUGAAACAGAGACUUGAGUACAUUGACAUGGAGGAUGAAAGCAAAAAGAGCGUCUGGCGGUUUCUUGAGAAAUCAUUGCAACUCCACAGAGCACCCGUAAUAUCCAACUUGUGUAUUGUACUCGGUCCAAGUUGUCCUACCGAUGCUGAUGUCGGGAAGUUGGUUGCAAACGCUGUUGAUCGCUCGGUGCUUGAGAUGAAACUCCAACUCCUCUGGUCCGCAGAUCCUGCCAUAUUGCCCAAGACCCUUUACUCUUGCCAAUCUCUCGUGACACUGACUCUCUCCGACAAGAUUCUCGUGGAUGUUCCUUCUUCCGCUUCCUUGCCAUCCCUGACAACCCUCUACCUUCACGAUGUGUUGUAUAAAGACGAUGAUUCCCUGGUUAAGUUAUUAUCGAGCUGUCCUGUUCUGGAGAAACUGUUUGUUAAACGAAACAAGAAGGAUGACAAUGUGACGAGGUUUCGUGUGGAAAUGCCUAAUUUAUUGUGCGUAUCGUAUAAAAAUUUAAGAGACGACAGUGGUGUAGCAGACACUGGUAGGUACUUGGUUAUAGUUACUUCGGCAUUAACACACUUUGAAAUCUUUGACGCUUCGGGGGACUCUCGCUCGAUGGAGAUGCCUAGUCUUGAUAGUGCAACUAUCGCCAUUGCUUCUUAUCCUGAUGACAAGUUUCUAAGAUCGGUUUUUGCUUCGCAGGGACAUACCACCAAGGAUCUUCCACUUUCUUGGAUUCAACCGAGUUCUGUUCCUGGAUGCUUGUCGUCACAACUCGAGGAUUUUGAGUGGUAUGCAUAUGUAGGGAGAGAAGAAGAGGAACAGUUCUUGACAUACCUCUUAGCAAACUCCAACUGUUUAAAGACUGCAAAAAUCUCUCUGAGUUUACCCACCUGCGAGUUUGAAUCCGACUUCGAGCUUGCAAAGGAGAUGACGAUGGACGGCUUCAAAGACAUUCCUAGGGUUUCAACAGAAUCCCAGCUUGUAAUCAAAGUUUUAACAUGA
Messenger RNA from Camelina sativa (false flax), 1170 nucleotides. Lineage: Eukaryota; Viridiplantae; Streptophyta; Magnoliopsida; Brassicales; Brassicaceae. The record is from RefSeq and is a predicted model, not a curated record.